Argiope bruennichi is the source of this 658-nucleotide messenger RNA. RefSeq names its product cuticle protein 14-like. The record is from RefSeq and is a predicted model, not a curated record. The transcript has 3 exons. NCBI's taxonomy places the organism in Eukaryota, Metazoa, Arthropoda, Arachnida, Araneae, Araneidae. Gene Ontology annotation, cellular component: chitin-based extracellular matrix. Bases 143 to 544 code for a protein of 133 amino acids. Gene Ontology annotation, molecular function: structural constituent of chitin-based larval cuticle.
GACUUAACGGACACAUGAUGACUAUUACGCAACUGCUGAAUGUGCAUUGAUAUGUAAUUAUGAAAGGUGCCUAUAAAAGGCUCAUUGCCUUCAUUUUCCGGGUUGUGACUUAGUAUAUUCACUUCGAGAUAAGUUUGCAAUCAUGAAGGUUCUGAUUAUUUUGGCCUUGGCAGUAGCCGCUAAUGGUGCUGCUAUUGUAUAUCAUCCAGGUUGGUUUCCUGCUGCUACAGCAUAUCAAGCAAAAGACGCUCUAGGAAAUUAUGCUUUCGCUCAUCAUGCUGCUUAUCCCGGUGGCCCAUCUUUCCAUAGUGAAGUAGGAGACAUAACUGGCAAAAAAGUCGGUUCUUACACCCUUAAAGAUGUUGAUGGCAAAGUAAAAGUUGUGGACUACGUUGCAGACCAUGAAGGCUUUAAGGCAAAUAUCAAGACAUCAGAAAAAUUGCCAGAAGACCACAAAGAUCCAGCUGGAGUUAAAACUACUGAGCUAGCACACACUCCUGUAGUUUAUGGUCAUCCAUUUCCUUACUAUUACGUUGCUUUGUAGAUGAAUUUUACUAUAGAUCAAUAGAUGCUAUGGAAAUUUUCUUGAAUUGUGUAUAAUAUAAAAUGCAAAAGUUGCUCUUUAAAACAGGUAUAAUAAAUUUUUAAUGCAGCUAUA